Messenger RNA from Microplitis demolitor, 574 nucleotides. Its product is annotated as histone H2B. Gene Ontology annotation, cellular component: nucleosome. Gene Ontology annotation, molecular function: structural constituent of chromatin; DNA binding; protein heterodimerization activity. Bases 23 to 397 code for a protein of 124 amino acids. The record is from RefSeq and is a predicted model, not a curated record. The transcript has a single exon. NCBI's taxonomy places the organism in Eukaryota, Metazoa, Arthropoda, Insecta, Hymenoptera, Braconidae.
AUCAACCAAUUGCUCCGUCGUCAUGCCGCCUAAAGUAAGUGGUAAAGCCAUGAAGAAGUCUGGUAAAGCCCAGAAGAACAUCACUAAGAAUGAUAAGAAAGGACGCAAGAAGAAGCGUAAGGAAAGUUACGCCAUCUACAUUUACAAAGUGCUCAAACAAGUUCAUCCUGACACUGGAGUCUCCAGCAAGGCCAUGAGCAUCAUGAACAGUUUUGUCAACGACAUCUUCGAGCGUAUCGCUGCUGAAGCUUCGAGACUUGCGCACUACAACAAGCGGUCAACCAUCACCUCCCGGGAGAUUCAAACUGCUGUUCGUCUUCUGCUUCCUGGUGAAUUGGCCAAGCACGCCGUCAGUGAAGGAACCAAAGCUGUCACCAAAUACACCAGCUCCAAAUAAAUUUCCUCAUCCAAAUCAUUAAACAAAACGGCCCUUUUCAGGGCCACCAAAUUUUUUAUAACGUAUAUUUCUCUUGAGUUGAAAAUUUGAAUAAAAUUAUUCAGAUAAAAAAUCUAAACUAUACCGUUCCUUAAGUUUCAUAUUAAUUGAAAAAUAAAUUUAAAAUUCCAAACAUUA